CAGACUGAAGCUCCAGAGGAGUUUUCUGUGUGGCGGUGAGUUUGUUUUUGCGUUUGCUGCUUUCCCGCGCUCAAAAAAACGAUCAUUGACUCCUGCUGAUCACUUGUGGAUUUGGUUGAUUGUGGCUAAAAGCGUCGAUUUCGCGCGUAAAAUCCUAUUUUUUUCCCGGAGUACCUCGGUGGAUCAGUCCCAUCCCUGUUCCCGGUUCUGUGUCUUCUGUCCCCGGAUGUCCUCUCGCUGCUCCGCCGCUCCCUGAACCCUCCGCAGAGCUCCAGGAGCAGCAUGGCAGCAGGAGUGGCGGCGUGGCUGCCGUUCGCCCGGGCGGCGGCCAUCGGGUGGAUGCCGGUGGCCAGCGCGCCCAUGCCGGUGCCCCCGAAGGACAAGCGCCGCGGGCAGGGCGGGCUGAUCGUGUUGAACGUGAGCGGCACAAAGUUCCAGACGUGGCGGGACACGCUGGAGCGGUACCCGGACACCCUGCUGGGCAGCUCGGAGCGGGACUUCUUCUUCCACGAGGAGAGCAAAGAGUACUUUUUCGACCGCGACCCGGACAUCUUCCGCCACAUCCUCAACUUCUACCGCACCGGGAAGCUUCACUACCCGCGGCAGGAGUGCAUCUCCGCGUACGACGAGGAGCUGGCGUUCUUCGGCAUCAUCCCGGAGAUCAUCGGGGACUGUUGCUACGAGGACUACAAGGACCGACGGCGGGAGAACCAGGAGCGGAUCCAGGACGACGAGGAGAACGACCAGAGCAAUGAGCUGGUCUCCCCGGACCUGAGCUUCCGGGAGACCAUGUGGCGGGCUUUCGAGAACCCGCACACCUCUACCAUGGCGCUGGUCUUCUACUACGUCACCGGCUUCUUCAUCGCGGUGUCGGUGUUGGCAAACGUGGUGGAGACGGUCCCGUGCGGCACCGCGCCGAACCGCGUUAAGGAAAUGUCGUGCGGUGAGCGGUACGCGCUGGCUUUCUUCUGCCUGGACACCGCGUGCGUCAUGAUCUUCACGGUGGAGUACCUGCUGCGCCUGCUCGCGGCACCAAGCCGCUACAAGUUCGUCAAGAGCGUGAUGAGCAUCAUAGACGUGGUGGCCAUCAUGCCCUACUACAUUGGCCUGGUCAUGACUGACAACGAGGACGUGAGCGGCGCUUUCGUCACGCUGCGCGUCUUCCGGGUGUUUCGGAUUUUCAAGUUCUCGCGACACUCCGCGGGACUUCGCAUCCUGGGCUACACGCUGAAGAGCUGCGCCUCGGAGCUGGGCUUCCUGCUCUUCUCCCUCACCAUGGCUAUCAUCAUCUUCGCCACCGUCAUGUUCUAUGCGGAGAAAGGAUCCAGCGGCAGCAAGUUCACUAGCAUCCCGGCCGCCUUCUGGUACACCAUCGUCACUAUGACAACGCUGGGAUAUGGAGACAUGGUUCCAAAGACGAUCAUGGGAAAGAUCUUUGGCUCCAUUUGUUCUCUCAGUGGAGUGUUGGUCAUCGCUCUGCCUGUCCCCGUCAUCGUCUCCAACUUCAGCCGCAUCUACCACCAGAGCCAGAGAGCGGAGAAGAGGAGGGCACAGAAGGCGUCCAAGGAAGCAGGACAGGCGCUGGUGUGUAAUACCAACCCUAACUUUGAGGUGCAUCAUCAUCACCUCCUGCACUGUCUGGAGAAGACCACGAACCACGAGUUUGUGGACGAGAAGAUGUACGAGGCGAGCUGCAGGGAGGUGACUCUGGUGAAGCAGGUUUCUCGUUCUUCCUCCAUUGCCUCCUCCUCAUCUCAUGGCUUCAGCUCCUGCUGCUCCCGCAGGAAGAGGAAGACCUUCAAUGUCCCGAACUCCAACAUAUCUGUGGGUAUGCAGGGCAGUAUCCAGGAGCUGAGUACCAUCCAGAUCAGGGAGAGGCCACUCACCAACAGUCGUUCCAGUCGUUCCAGUCUGAACGCCAAAUUCGAGGAGACGGUUCCUCUGAACUGUGACCAGCCGUACAUCACUGCCGCCGUCAUCAGCAUGCCCACGCCACCCGGCACCACGCCCGAAGGUGAUGAAUCUGCCAGCUCCAACUACUCCCAGACCAACAUCGUCCGGGUGUCAGCGCUCUAGAUAACAACAAUCACCCCCACCCUCGGAGGUCGACGACCCCAUCACCAACACAGACUCAGGCAGCGGGGGGUGGCAGCUGAAUCGUGUGUCCUUGUUUGAAGUGACGGGUUAGAUCUGAUUGUUUCCCCUGGUGGCAGGAAACAUGAAUCCGAACACGCUAAGCUAACUCACCUGGGAAGUUUUCAGCGUUUUCUUUUAUGAAGAUUUUUACUCCAGCAGAGAAACAUCAGAGAGGAGAAGGCGGCAGCACUUCAGCUGAUAACUCGUCUUUAACGAGACACAUUCAAAUCGUCGCUGUUUUUAAAUCCUGUGUCACAUUUUAUGUCUUAGAACAAAGAAGCUGAAGCCAACGUAGAUUUAUUUAUUCUGAAUGAGUUUAAAGGAGACGUUUGACGUUUUAGGAACCACACUGUUCACCAUGUCACCUUAGUCAGUUUAGCCUAGCAUAGCACAAACACUGAGGGAAAGCAGAUGGAAACUGUUAGCCUAGCUUUAGCAAAAGUGAAGAAAGCAACAAGUCCAAAACUGUUUGAUUGAUAUGUUAAUCUCGUUAGCUAACCAGCUAAGAGUUAGCUGGGUUUAGUUGGCUGUAGCCUGGUUACCUCUGCUAUAACAUGUUCUGGUCAAAGACAAACUUACAACUUUGUCAUCACAUAAAAUGACAUGUUGUUCAAGGGGCUAUAUGUAAGUUUUCUCUGCCGCUGAACAUGGUGGUGAUGAUGGUGGAAGAGGAUA
Molecule: messenger RNA, 2811 nt
Organism: Seriola dumerili (greater amberjack)
Lineage: Eukaryota; Metazoa; Chordata; Actinopteri; Carangiformes; Carangidae
Gene: kcnd2
Product: potassium voltage-gated channel subfamily D member 2
Exons: 5
Coding region: 283-2076 (597 amino acids)
Biological process (GO): protein homooligomerization; potassium ion transmembrane transport
Cellular component (GO): voltage-gated potassium channel complex; membrane
Molecular function (GO): A-type (transient outward) potassium channel activity; protein binding
Source: RefSeq, a predicted model, not a curated record